Molecule: messenger RNA, 946 nt
Organism: Ipomoea triloba (trilobed morning glory)
Lineage: Eukaryota; Viridiplantae; Streptophyta; Magnoliopsida; Solanales; Convolvulaceae
Exons: 3
Coding region: 174-725 (183 amino acids)
Source: RefSeq, a predicted model, not a curated record
CAGAAUGGAAGUGAAUGGCAAGAACCAAAUCACUUUAGCAUCUGUAAAAGGUGGGUACAAUAAAGUGGUGCCUAUCUUCUUUUCAUGAACCAUCCUCCAUAUAAUAAAUCACAAUACUCUUUCUCUUGUGAAAGUGCGCAAAAGCGAUAGCGAAAGAGAGAGGGGGUGGCGAAAUGGCUUCAACAUUGCUUCUUCUGGUUGUUUUCGUCUUUGAUCUCGUAGCUUUUGCACUCGCCGUCGCUGCUGAGCAGAGGAGGGCUUCCGCUACUAUACAGAGGGAUGCAACGUAUAACUAUUGUGUUUAUGAAUCAGACAUUGCUACUGGGUUGGGGGUGGGGUCAUUCCUAUUCCUUUUGGCUACUCAGCUCCUUAUAAUGUUGGCAAGUAAAUGCUUGUGCUGUGGAAGGGCGUUGCGACCUGGGCGUUCAAGAAGCUGUGCAGUUGUCCUAUUCAUCACCUGCUGGGUGGCAUUCAUCAUUGCUGAAGCGUGCUUGCUGGCGGGAUCAGUAAGGAAUGCAUAUCAUACUAAAUACAGGACUUUCCUGUCAGAACACCCUCCAUCAUGUGAGAUGCUGAGAAAGGGAGUGUUUGGGGCAGGUGCUGCCUUUAUAGUGCUCACCGGCAUACUCUCCCAGCUAUAUUAUGCCAGCUUCACCAAGGCCAAUGAUGCAAUCCUACAUGACAGAAGGGAUGCUGGAAUAAGAAUGGGAGCUUUCAACACAUGAAUUGAAGAUGAUAUAAACUCUCUGCUCUGCUUGUUAAUUAGUCUUUACAAAUUGACCUUAUUUGUCUUGGAUUAUUAUUAGAAACGUAUGAUUUAUUUAGGUAUUAUUAUUGAAAUGUAGUUAACACAUUGGUUGGUAUUCUAACUAUACAACUUGAGGCUUAUUUGUAUAUAUUCACUGGCUACCUGACGCUUUACCAUAUGGAUGUUUCUAGUUUCUAC